Puccinia triticina is the source of this 1530-nucleotide messenger RNA. RefSeq lists its product as uncharacterized. NCBI's taxonomy places the organism in Eukaryota, Fungi, Basidiomycota, Pucciniomycetes, Pucciniales, Pucciniaceae. The record is from RefSeq and is a predicted model, not a curated record. The transcript is spliced from 6 exons. Bases 1 to 1530 code for a protein of 509 amino acids.
AUGCGUGCUGCGUUAAAUUCGACGCUUUCCGCCUCUUUCAACUCAUUAAUCUUAGUUCUUUUCGGGUUAAUCAUUGCUCGAUGUUUAUGUCUUCCAACGCUUGGAGGAAUCCUGGAGAAAUAUCCUACUGACAUUCAUGAGUACGCAGAGAGCGUAAAGUGGGAGAUGUGCCAACAAAGAUUUAGUUCUGUUGAAGAAUUGGGUCGUGCCAUAUGCGGCAAACGCGCUGGCUCCGAUGGAGGUCAAAGUCACAAUCUCGAAAGGCCAGAAGCAACUGCACUGUUUUUAAGUGCCCUGCAAAGCGACGUGUUGAAUCCUUUACAAAUACCUGCAGCGCUUGAAUCCAUGGGGUUUACGGUAGAAGUUGCAAAAGAUCUUAAGGACGCGAUCUUUAAACUCGGGAAGGGCGUCGCAAAUCUUAUGGAGAAAGCUCGAAAGAAUGCCAAACAGCCACCUGACCUCGCAGAAUCGGCGGGGAUUGGUCUUGUAAACGCUGAGGAUGGUGACCUGGCAGCCUCAGAUUUCUUGAAGAAAACGAAAGAGGUCAUGGAAAUCUUACGGAAAUCAAAAUGCACACAUUUCCGACCCCAACAACAAGAAUUGGACGCUCCCCGCAAGCAAAUGGCACUUGACCAUUUGAAUGACGCCCUCGUCAACUUUCUUAUCAUCCUUGAAAGGCACAACAUCGCUUCUCGCAAGUGGCUCGUAGAUCUAUUGGACAGUCGACAAGGAGUUGAAAUCAUAUUCAACUACCUCGCGCACAGUCACUUCUCAUCAAACGACCUCGGUUAUACUGGGUGGCAGUGGCUAGAGCGGUUACAUCUAACCAACCAGAUGUCUGCGGUCGAUCGUCGCUUCGAUGGGUCGGUGUUCAGUCCCAAGAAUUGGAAAGAAGCACCAGUGCAAUUCUUGUAUCUCACAUCAUUAACCAACUUGCAGGCCACUGUGAAUAGCGGCGGGUAUCAAGGAGAGAUGAAACAUUUGCUGGGGUUCCUGGCGGAACAGAUCGACGAUGUCAGCAAGCCAUCCGGGGAGAUCAGCAUCACAUCGCCGCCGAUCAUGAAGAUCUUGUCCUUGAAAGUUUUACACAGUAUGGUCCGAUUCUUGGGCCGAUAUCACCUCGGCUUGAGUGUUAUGGAGCAGGCGACGAUUCCAACUUCAAAAUGGCCCAAGGAGGUGGAGGCUCAACAGUUCCAGAACCUUGAUAGCCUAAUCAUGUUUUUCUCUGGUGUAAUCAAAUCAGUCUAUUUCCAGCAUGGCCAGUCCAUGCAAGAACUAGUCUCUUACUGGAAUCUCGACGACCCUGUCCCAAUGAUUUACUUGUCGGAUAUCCAGGAGAUCGCUGAUCAGCCUAUGACACCCACAUUAGUCGGUCAAAAAAUGGCUCGUUAUCAAGAAUCUCCUGAUCAGCUUCGCUAUUUUGGACCGAUGAUGAAUAAGUUUGCAAAUACUCUCAGGGACACUCCAAACCCCAAGGAGGCACGUGAUCCGCUCGAUCGACUGAAACCAAUUGUUUUCCUGGAUUCCUGA